AUGGUGAAGCUUUUGGAGGUUUACCAGAUGCAGGAGACCUACAACCCUGAGGACUGCAUUUUACCUGCUGUGUUACCUGUGAGAAAUAUGAGUGCUCGAGUAAGAUCAAGAUCUAGAGGAAAGAGAGAUGGAAAAAAGCCUUCUAAGCUGGAUGAACCUGGGGUUGCUAAGCAACCAGGUAAAAAAACACUGCAAAAAGAGGAACCACCAACUGAGGAUCUGGACAUUGAGCCUGGACAAGAGAGAGAAGAAGGAGCAUGUGGGGUUCAAGAACUUGAAUUGAAAGCUGAAAGCCAGGAAAAGGGUCUGGAAAAGACGGGGGGUGAGCUUGGAGAUGGCCCUGAUGUGAAAGGGAAGACUCCACCUAACGUAACACUUGCUAAAAUUCAAGAAGCAGGCUUUGUUAUCAAGGUUAUUCUGGCUUCAGAAAUGUGA
This is a messenger RNA of Neomonachus schauinslandi (Hawaiian monk seal), 435 nucleotides long. It is a transcript of the gene PAGE4, whose product is annotated as PAGE family member 4. The record is from RefSeq and is a predicted model, not a curated record. Lineage: Eukaryota; Metazoa; Chordata; Mammalia; Carnivora; Phocidae. The coding region runs from base 1 to 435 and encodes 144 amino acids. The transcript has 5 exons.